AUGUCGGAUCAUUCCGGCGUCACUUCCACCGCAUCUCAGAUCCCAUCCCCGCGUAGAGCCCCCCAGAUUGUCAUUUCUUCGUCUUCCUCCUCACCUUGUCCUUCUCCCCCCACUUCUUCUUCUUCUUUUAAUCCUUACUUCCCCAUUCCUGACUUACUUGAGCCCAUUGCUAUCAUGAGCUCUCCCUCUGCCCACUCUCCUUCAGCCUGGGACCUAAAGGAGGCGGUCGAGCUCGAUGCCUAUAUCGAGCAACAGGCCGACUCCACCCCUUCCCCCAAGUCCCCCCAUGACUCCCCUGGCGGAGCCCAGGGAGGAGCUGGGGAGGAUAGGGAUUCCCCCGAGGGGGCUCCUGCCCCUGAGUAG
Molecule: messenger RNA, 363 nt
Organism: Coffea arabica (coffee)
Lineage: Eukaryota; Viridiplantae; Streptophyta; Magnoliopsida; Gentianales; Rubiaceae
Source: RefSeq, a predicted model, not a curated record